CGGGGCAGAGAUCACAUGACGUGCUGCCAUAGAUCCGAUUUCCCGCCCUUAAAAGUCACAUACAGGGGGCGUAACCUCCAAAUCACAUGCCCUUCAGCCAAUCAGCAGGCAGGAUGAAGAGGCGUGGCUGCGGACGUGGCAGGUAAUCGGGCUCUGUGAUAACUACAUCUCCCGGCAUGCUGCGCGGUGACAGGGAGACAAUGACGUCAUCUGUGUAGUGUUGGAACCCGGAAGAGACGAGAGGAGGGGAAGUGAUCGGAGGAGAAGAAACGGCGGUGACUUUAUAUGUGAUUAUACCGGAGAAAUACCGGAGAGAUGUCGCUGUUUGGAGAAUUUGAGGAGAUGGAGAACUCGGAUUUCUUGGAUGACCUUCUGGACGACAUAUUCCCCCACGUGCCUGCGGAUGGUGUCCAUGAGGAGGGGGGGUGGGGACCCCUGGGUCUGGAGGUGCUGAGUGACCCGGUGGUGGACGGCUUCCUGUGUGAGCUCCUGGGCAGUCCGCUCGGUGAGGGUCCCAGCUCUCCUCUGGCCAGUGACAGUGGGAUAUCUGAGGGUCUGGCGGCCAUAUCGUCUCCUGGUACCUGGGAGCCGUCUCCACCCGACAGCCCCAACAUCGUCCACACGGAACACAACUACUCCAUGCUGCAGAGCGUGCGGUCCGAAACCUGUGAUGGGGACGUCUUCAUCGACCUAGAUGUGUGUGUGGAGGAGACUGAUCUGGAGGUGAUGGACCCAGAUGGUCUAUGUAUGGAGGAUGAGGAGGAGGAUGGUGAUUAUCGGUACCAGACUGGGCAGGUUCUGCAGUUGACUGAGGAGGAAUCUCGGCUCCUGGGGAAGGAAGGCGUCACGUUACCUCAGCACCUUCCCCUCACCAAGACCGAGGAGCGAGCACUGAAACGUGUCCGAAGAAAGAUCCGGAACAAGCGAUCGGCACAGGAGAGCCGGAAGAAGAAGAAGGAAUAUGUGGACGGACUGGAGAACAGGUCAGAGCUGUGGAGAAGAUGUGUCUCUCUAAUAUACA
Hyla sarda is the source of this 1021-nucleotide messenger RNA. Its product is annotated as cyclic AMP-responsive element-binding protein 3-like protein 3. Gene Ontology annotation, cellular component: nucleus. The record is from RefSeq and is a predicted model, not a curated record. Gene Ontology annotation, molecular function: RNA polymerase II cis-regulatory region sequence-specific DNA binding; DNA-binding transcription factor activity, RNA polymerase II-specific. The transcript has 6 exons. The annotation marks the transcript as partial. Gene Ontology annotation, biological process: regulation of transcription by RNA polymerase II. Lineage: Eukaryota; Metazoa; Chordata; Amphibia; Anura; Hylidae.